Salarias fasciatus (jewelled blenny) is the source of this 439-nucleotide messenger RNA. RefSeq names its product leucine rich repeat containing 39 (gene lrrc39). The transcript is spliced from 2 exons. Gene Ontology annotation, cellular component: cytoplasm. Gene Ontology annotation, molecular function: protein binding. Lineage: Eukaryota; Metazoa; Chordata; Actinopteri; Blenniiformes; Blenniidae. The record is from RefSeq and is a predicted model, not a curated record. The annotation marks the transcript as partial.
GCUGGGGAGCCUGGAGUCCUUGUGGCUCCAGAGGAACCAGAUCCAGGAUCUUCCUGUGAACCUGGACCGCAUGAGGAGCCUGGAGACCCUGGUGCUGAGCCAGAACCGGAUCCGGGACAUCCCAGACCUGCUGGAGGGCAUGGAGCGGCUCAGGUUCGUAAACUUCCGCGACAAUCCGCUGCGACUGGAGGUGACCCUGCUGACCCCCAACACGCGGUCCGCGGCCCCAAAGGAGGACCAGGAAGUGGAACAGGAAGUGGAUCCGGACAACCAGGAAGUGGAUCCGGAAGAGCAGGAAGUGGAGCCGUUCGGACGGGAGUUCAUGCUAGCUUACAUCCGGGAGGCGCGGCAGAGGAAGAGGGGGGGUUCAACAUCUGGUCCCGCCGUAAACCAGGACCCGGACCGAGACCAGGAACUGGAUCCAGGGCGGAACUUUUGA